Molecule: messenger RNA, 138 nt
Organism: Sclerotinia sclerotiorum 1980 UF-70
Lineage: Eukaryota; Fungi; Ascomycota; Leotiomycetes; Helotiales; Sclerotiniaceae
Exons: 2
Coding region: 1-138 (45 amino acids)
Source: RefSeq, a predicted model, not a curated record
AUGUCGUCCACAAAUGCCAACCUAGACACAGAGCAAAGAGAUUCUCGUUACUCAAAAAUACCAAGAUCUGAUCAUAUAGCCAGGAGUUCAAAAAAGAGACCAUUCUCCCUGAUGGUUCUCGAGAGCAUUCCAUCAUAA